AGGCGCGCGACGACUCUCUCGUUGCGCCUUGGUUGCGCCUCCUCCAGCGACACCGCCGCCCUUGAGCUUUCGUCGAGCUUCGGUCCCUUCCUUUUUUCAGUUGCAUCUCUGAGCUUUAGAGCAGAAUUCUCGUUCUCAUUCCGUCAAUAAUCUAAGUAAUGGCCAAUUCACUUGUCGACCCCCACACCUUGGUAUCGCCCGCCUACCUCAUGUUUCGGUCGGCGGGCUUUACAGAAGAAAGAGCGAUAGCAGUGCUCACCCGGACAGCAGACAAGGAGCGAGAUGAGCAAGCACGGCAGGCACGCGUCGUCGCAGAGGCACAGGCAGAGCGAGACCAGGAGCUAGACGUCGAGGAAGUGGCCAAUCAGGGCAGGGAAAGAGAGAAACAGGAGGCAGAGUUUCGUAGGGAUGAACGAAAGAAGAAUCCAUACAAGUACGUUUCUAUUCCGGAUCGCCCAACCCCUGGAAGCGGCCUAGUCCUAGCCUCGCCAUACGCCAUCCGCCGCCUCGAAGAGGGCGAGUACGUGGAGCUAUACUACUACACCAAUGCAGGACUUCUUGCAGCAACCGCAGCCGUUACACAGGUCGGCGACGCGCUGGCCAUGAAGACCGCCAAUGAAGACGGCACCACAUCCUGGGUACCCGCUACAGUCACCCCGGACAGCGAACUCACCUGGGAGCAGUUUCAAGAGGCAGUUCCGCGAUUCAUCGUGGCCAUGAAAGAGGCGAGAUGGGCGGAGCAGCGGGUCAUCAUGCUGUCGAAGUUCUGGGAAAAGCUACAGGUACACAGGUUCGGCCGCCAGUGGUGCCCCAAUCCAAUCGACAUCCGCGCGCUCAUAACGUAUCAAGCGGAGCAGCGACAGAGGUGGCACUUGGCCAUUCACGCGCCCCAGGGAGCAUGGAACAUCUCUAACCUGUCGCAAGAGAUCCUGCGUGAAACACACGACCGCGCGUACAGGGAGGACCGCGCUGUGAAGGACGCAGAGUCCGACGCCCUCAGGAACAGAUCUAGCUCCAGCGGCGGCGCCGCAGUGCGUACCAAGACCGCUAGGAAUGCGGCCGGCGCACCGUACCCCAACCAAAAGGGAAGCCGCCGCAGGCGGUUCGGUCCUUAGAUAGGCUACUUGUAUGAUCGAAGAUCCCGGAGGGCCGACUCGGGUCGGGCAGCCCAGAGGGCUGCGCAUUGCACUCGCAACUUCUCGGUGCUCGCUUCUACCGAGUUCACC
This is a messenger RNA of Rhodofomes roseus, 1226 nucleotides long. RefSeq lists its product as uncharacterized. The coding region runs from base 159 to 1115 and encodes 318 amino acids. The record is from RefSeq and is a predicted model, not a curated record. The transcript is spliced from 4 exons. Lineage: Eukaryota; Fungi; Basidiomycota; Agaricomycetes; Polyporales; Fomitopsidaceae.